Molecule: messenger RNA, 2059 nt
Organism: Bacillus rossius redtenbacheri
Lineage: Eukaryota; Metazoa; Arthropoda; Insecta; Phasmatodea; Bacillidae
Product: alpha- and gamma-adaptin-binding protein p34-like
Exons: 6
Coding region: 206-1045 (279 amino acids)
Source: RefSeq, a predicted model, not a curated record
CAUAAUUUCAAAAUGUUAAUUCUACGCGAACAACUAAUGCCCCAUUUUCACAUCGAUAUUGAAUUGUCAAUAAUUGACAGCACGUUAAGUACAGCUAACCUUAGUACUGUAUAUUUAGUACUAUAGAAAAGGGAACGUGUCAUGAUAAGGGAAUAAUAUUUCAAAUACUGUAGUUAUAAAUCAGUCUGCUUCAAUAUUAUCAGCAAUGGAAAACAAGCCUUGUGCUGUUGUUGCUAGUUGCACAGAUACUCACCCCGAAGAAAUAAUUAAACUGAUCCUGGGGGUGGACGCUCUGCCGGAACCAGUGGUGCUCGAGGACGGGAUAAAGGCGUUCCCGUGGCACAUAGACACCAAGUACUACACCGCCGACGUCAACCUGUGCUCCGUGGAGAAGAAGACGCUCGGCAGUGAGGAGUUCGCCGUCUCGGUGGAAGCGGUCGUGAUAAACUUCGACAGCACCAUCGACGAGGGUCUGGCCGUGGCGGAGAGCUGGCUCAGCUUCCUGAAGGAGUUUGAGCCGGAGGUGCAGAUCCUGCUGUGCGACCGGUGCUGGGAGGACCCGGCCACGGGGGUGUCCAAGGUCGCAGCCCAGGAGUGGUGCGUGGACCGGGGCUUCGAGCUGGUGGAGCGCAAUCCCGAGCUGGACCCGGAGUGGGAGGCCGACCAGGACUUCCUGGAGACCACGGGCGUCCCGCGGGUGGUGCAGGCGCUGCACGCCCACCUCUGGCCCAACUUGCGCAUGAAGGGCAAGUCCCAGCAGCUGUCUCGCACCGUGCAGUCCAUGCUGAACGGCAACGACACGGACGCCGUGCCGCUGGACAACGCAGCACACGCAUACGGCAGCGGUCACCUGGAGGACAGGAUAGACGAGCUGCUGGGGGACAGCGGCGGAGUGGCGGGCUUCUCCUCGCUGUUUGAGCAGCUGUCCUCCAUGAAGCAGCACGUGCAGGGGCUGCCGAGCGACCAGCGCAAGGCAUGCGCCGAGCAGGUGGUGCUGGCGUUCUGGCGCGCCAUCGGCGGCGACGAGGACGAGCUCAGCAGCUAGGCGAGCCGAGACCGCCGGCUUGCACCCGUCGUGGACGCAUUUCAUCAGUAUUUCUUCUGAGCAGAUGCUUCGUUUGAGUAUUAUUCCUCCCGAAAACAAACAUCCUACUUGUUACUCAGUGCGAUAAUUGUAGUGGCCAUCUGUCAUCUUAAAACGUUAAAACCUUCCUUAGAUAAUAGGAUAAAUUCUUCAUCUUUUCUAAUUUCCAGUUUAUGACAUAUCUAGAUGUGAAACCGUUAAAUUUUUUUUUUUUAAAUAUAUUCCCACACUUGAUGACGUGGCAAGAGACGGUUAUGGCAGAACUUCGAUUAGGUGCCGUGUUUAAGAAAUACGGUAUCUGAAAUUAUGUAUCUGGCAAAAGAUAUGUGAUUAUUUAAAUGAUCCCUUGUCAUUUUAUUCGGUGUGCAUAGUUGAAAUAUUUUUUUUUCCUUUGGUGCAUAUGUCUUUCAUACGUAAUUUUGUAAUAUUUUCUUGGCAUUGAUGUGAAUGUUUCUUUUGUGGUUUAGUGCUUUGAUCCUUUAAAUGUGUAUUAAAAAAUGUAGAAAAUCUUUGAAUAGUUCUGAUUGUAAUUAUAAAACUAGUUGAAACUUUAAGUAGCAUAAUUUUUUUUUAAGUGGCAAGUGCAGUCGUUAGCCAAUCAGUGGAACGUGCUAAAGAUUUCCUGUCACGGUACUUCUUGACCUUGCUGCAUGACGUCAAACUCACUCCACUCUUGAUUGGCUAGCAAAAUGUGUACACUUGUUACUUAAACAUUUCUCUGUCUUAAGGAAUAUUUUUAUUGGUAUUCAGUACACAAAUGUUUUUAAUUAUUUUAUUACUGUUUACCAUGUAAUCUUGCCUGCAAUUUCAACACCGCUCUACCUCUUUUUUUUUUCAUUGCUAUCUGCAUGUCUGUAUUACAAUGUAAUGUGUAUAUGAAUAACACAAUUGGUAUUUUACUCAUGUAAUCAUCAAAUAAUUUAAUUUUAUGUAUAUUCCUGGAUUUUGUAAAAUAUAUUUCAUUUCUGGUUCUCA